AUGAAAGAAGAAAACCAAAACCCCGAUUCCCCGGGAGGCAGCGACGACGAAAGCGAGCGAGCUUUGAAAAAAACCACCCGAAAACGAAGCGGCCAAACCCUGGGGGGAUCCCGCUCGCCACAGGGCAAGCGCAGCCGGGGCUGCGCGACCACUCAGGAGGGCGACGAUGCCCACGCCCAACGCGUCAUCGCCAACGUGCGGGAGCGGCAGCGAACGCAAUCCUUGAACGACGCCUUCGCGGAAUUGCGCAAAAUUAUCCCCACGCUGCCGUCGGACAAACUGAGCAAGAUCCAAACGCUGAAGCUGGCGGCCAGGUACAUCGAUUUCCUGUGCCACGUGCUGAGCAGUGAGCGGCCCGAGCACAGGGUGGCCCCCGCGUGUCACCUCGUGGCCCACGAGAGGCUCAGCUACGCCUUCUCCGUGUGGAGGAUGGAGGGAGCGUGGUCGGUGUCGCGUUGA
Messenger RNA from Sturnus vulgaris (Common starling), 459 nucleotides. The record is from RefSeq and is a predicted model, not a curated record. Lineage: Eukaryota; Metazoa; Chordata; Aves; Passeriformes; Sturnidae.